AUGGCGGUGACGUCUCUCUGUAACGACGCUAACAAAAUGGCGGUGACGUCUCUCUGUAACGACGCUAACAAAAUGGCGGUGACGUCUCUCUGUAACGACGCUAACAAAAUGGCGGUGACGUCUCUCUGUAACGACGCUAACAAAAUGGCGGUGACGUCUCUCUGUAACGAAGCUAACAAAAUGGCGGUGACGUCUCUCUGUAACGAAGCUAACAAAAUGGCGGUGACGUCUCUCUGUAACGACGCUAACAAAAUGGCGGUGACGUCUCUCUGUAACGACGCUAACAAAAUGGCGGUGACGUCUCUCUGUAACGAAGCUAACAAAAUGGCGGUGACGUCUCUCUGUAACGACGCUAACAAAAUGGCGGUGACGUCUCUCUGUAACGACGCUAACAAAAUGGCGGUGACGUCUCUCUGUAACGAAGCUAACAAAAUGGCGGUGACGUCUCUCUGUAACGACGCUAACAAAAUGGCGGUGACGUCUCUCUGUAACGAAGCUAACAAAAUGGCGGUGACGUCUCUCUGUAACGAAGCUAACAAAAUGGCGGUGACGUCUCUCUGUAACGACGCUAACAAAAUGGCGGUGACGUCUCUCUGUAACGACGCUAACAAAAUGGCGGUGACGUCUCUCUGUAACGAAGCUAACAAAAUGGCGGUGACGUCUCUCUGUAACGACGCUAACAAAAUGGCGGUGACGUCUCUCUGUAACGACGCUAACAAAAUGGCGGUGACGUCUCUCUGUAACGAAGCUAACAAAAUGGCGGUGACGUCUCUCUGUAACGACGCUAACAAAAUGGCGGUGACGUCUCUCUGUAACGACGCUAACAAAAUGGCGGUGACGUCUCUCUGUAACGACGCUAACAAAAUGGCGGUGACGUCUCUCUGUAACGAAGCUAACAAAAUGGCGGUGACGUCUCUCUGUAACGACGCUAACAAAAUGGCGGUGACGUCUCUCUGUAACGAAGCUAACAAAAUGGCGGUGACGUCUCUCUGUAACGAAGCUAACAAAAUGGCGGUGACGUCUCUCUGUAACGAAGCUAACAAAAUGGCGGUGACGUCUCUCUGUAACGAAGCUAACAAAAUGGCGGUGACGUCUCUCUGUAACGACGCUAACAAAAUGGCGGUGACGUCUCUCUGUAACGACGCUAACAAAAUGGCGGUGACGUCUCUCUGUAACGACGCUAACAAAAUGGCGGUGACGUCUCUCUGUAACGAAGCUAACAAAAUGGCGGUGACGUCUCUCUGUAACGACGCUAACAAAAUGGCGGUGACGUCUCUCUGUAACGAAGCUAACAAAAUGGCGGUGACGUCUCUCUGUAACGACGCUAACAAAAUGGCGGUGACGUCUCUCUGUAACGAAGCUAACAAAAUGGCGGUGACGUCUCUCUGUAACGAAGCUAACAAAAUGGCGGUGACGUCUCUCUGUAACGACGCUAACAAAAUGGCGGUGACGUCUCUCUGUAACGAAGCUAACAAAAUGGCGGUGACGUCCCUCUGUAACGAAGCUAACAAAAUGGCGGUGACGUCUCUCUGUAACGAAGCUAACAAAAUGGCGGUGACGUCUCUCUGUAACGAAGCUAACAAAAUGGCGGUGACGUCUCUCUGUAACGAAGCUAACAAAAUGGCGGUGACGUCUCUCUGUAACGAAGCUAACAAAAUGGCGGUGACGUCUCUCUGUAACGAAGCUAACAAAAUGGCGGUGACGUCUCUCUGUAACGAAGCUAACAAAAUGGCGGUGACGUCUCUCUGUAACGAAGCUAACAAAAUGGCGGUGACGUCUCUCUGUAACGACGCUAACAAAAUGGCGGUGACGUCUCUCUGUAACGACGCUAACAAAAUGGCGGUGACGUCUCUCUGUAACGACGCUAACAAAAUGGCGGUGACGUCUCUCUGUAACGACGCUAACAAAAUGGCGGUGACGUCUCUCUGUAACGACGCUAACAAAAUGGCGGUGACGUCUCUCUGUAACGACGCUAACAAAAUGGCGGUGACGUCUCUCUGUAACGAAGCUAACAAAAUGGCGGUGACGUCUCUCUGUAACGACGCUAACAAAAUGGCGGUGACGUCCCUCUGUAACGAAGCUAACAAAAUGGCGGUGACGUCUCUCUGUAACGAAGCUAACAAAAUGGCGGUGACGUCUCUCUGUAACGACGCUAACAAAAUGGCGGUGACGUCUCUCUGUAACGAAGCUAACAAAAUGGCGGUGACGUCUCUCUGUAACGACGCUAACAAAAUGGCGGUGACGUCUCUCUGUAACGACGCUAACAAAAUGGCGGUGACGUCUCUCUGUAACGACGCUAACAAAAUGGCGGUGACGUCUCUCUGUAACGAAGCUAACAAAAUGGCGGUGACGUCUCUCUGUAACGACGCUAACAAAAUGGCGGUGACGUCUCUCUGUAACGACGCUAACAAAAUGGCGGUGACGUCUCUCUGUAACGACGCUAACAAAAUGGCGGUGACGUCUCUCUGUAACGACGCUAACAAAAUGGCGGUGACGUCUCUCUGUAACGAAGCUAACAAAAUGGCGGUGACGUCUCUCUGUAACGAAGCUAACAAAAUGGCGGUGACGUCUCUCUGUAACGAAGCUAACAAAAUGGCGGUGACGUCUCUCUGUAACGACGCUAACAAAAUGGCGGUGACGUCUCACUGUAACGACGCUAACAAAAUGGCGGUGACGUCUCUCUGUAACGAAGCUAACAAAAUGGCGGUGACGUCUCUCUGUAACGAAGCUAACAAAAUGGCGGUGACGUCUCUCUGUAACGACGCUAACAAAAUGGCGGUGACGUCUCUCUGUAACGACGCUAACAAAAUGGCGGUGACGUCUCUCUGUAACGACGCUAACAAAAUGGCGGUGACGUCUCUCUGUAACGACGCUAACAAAAUGGCGGUGACGUCUCUCUGUAACGACGCUAACAAAAUGGCGGUGACGUCUCUCUGUAACGAAGCUAACAAAAUGGCGGUGACGUCUCUCUGUAACGACGCUAACAAAAUGGCGGUGACGUCUCUCUGUAACGACGCUAACAAAAUGGCGGUGACGUCUCUCUGUAACGAAGCUAACAAAAUGGCGGUGACGUCUCUCUGUAACGACGCUAACAAAAUGGCGGUGACGUCUCUCUGUAACGAAGCUAACAAAAUGGCGGUGACGUCUCUCUGUAACGACGCUAACAAAAUGGCGGUGACGUCUCUCUGUAACGACGCUAACAAAAUGGAGAUGACGUCUCUCUGUAACGAAGCAACAAAAUGGGUGACGUCCCUCUUAACGACGCUAACAAAAUGUAACGAACGACGCUAA
This is a messenger RNA of Knipowitschia caucasica, 3291 nucleotides long. The record is from the annotation of a GenBank genome assembly. NCBI's taxonomy places the organism in Eukaryota, Metazoa, Chordata, Actinopteri, Gobiiformes, Gobiidae.